This is a messenger RNA of Dioscorea cayenensis subsp. rotundata (Guinea yam), 934 nucleotides long. Its product is annotated as tetratricopeptide repeat protein 27-like. Gene Ontology annotation, molecular function: protein binding. The record is from RefSeq and is a predicted model, not a curated record. The coding region runs from base 217 to 627 and encodes 136 amino acids. The transcript has 6 exons. Lineage: Eukaryota; Viridiplantae; Streptophyta; Magnoliopsida; Dioscoreales; Dioscoreaceae.
UUAAAUAUCUCUCUCCCCAGCACUCUCUAAAAAUCUCUGAUCACUUCCCGAUCGCCUCCCGGCCGUCGGAAUCCAAAGCAUUGGAUCUCCUCUCCGAUCACCUCCCAUCCGUCGGUUGCUAAUCUUCGCCGCACCACCGCCGGAGACCCUCUGGUCAUUCUCUGGUUGCUGAUCUUCGCCCCAAUCAAAUUGGUGUUGAAAGUUCCAUUCAAAUUGAUGUUCUUUAACCUUUCAAACCUACUAUUAGUGAUUCAAUCCCUCAUUUGUUGCCCUAAUCCGCUUCCCCGAAUCGAGGCUGGAGACUAUGAAAAAACUUUAGAUGGUUUCAUUCAAAUAGUGUUGUUUGAUCCUGAAAAUGGGGAUGCUUGGAAUAAUAUUGGCUGCUUACACUUGAAGAAGAAGAAGACAAAAAAAACUUACGUCAGGUACUUGAAGAAAAAGAAGACAAAAAACGUAUACGUCAUUUUCAAGGAAGCACUGAAAUUCAAGAGGAACCGUUGGGAACUUUGGGCAAAUUAUAGCAAGGUUGCUUUUGACAUAGGUAACAUCGGUCAUUAUUCACGUGAAUGUUAUCAUCUUAAGAAGGAUGUCCGAAAUGGAGAGUGGUCUUGUUUGCUUGCCAAGUAGUUUGGAAAGGGUGUUUAGAUAUCUUGAGCAUGUCUGUGAAUCUUUUGGACAAGGAUAUAUUUGGUUUGCUCUUAACCUUUACUGUGCAUUCAGUUUGUCAAGUUAUACCAGAUUUUUUGUCUAGGUAUCCUUUGGAGUUGAUGAAGGACAAUCUUACUAAAGAAAAGAUUUUGAAGAAUUCAUGGUUAAAAGAUCGAGAUGGUUGAAGAUGAAGAGGAUACACGUAGCUUUUUACUUUUGUGUAAUUAACCCAAACCCAAACAAUAUUUUUGUAAUGAAAGUAUAUAAAUAGUGUUAAACUUUUUAU